AUGGCCAUUGAAGCAAGGAAUUUCAAUCUUUUUCCUUCACAAUUCAUACCCAACAGAGAUUUGGUGAAUUCCAACCACGGUGACGCCUUAGCUUACAAUACCCAGAUGGGUUCAUCGGCGGUGCCUUUGGCCUCAUCAAUGCCGGAAACUUUAUUUCCGAUUUAUCAAUCUUUUUAUUCUGCUCCGGCGAAAACUUCUGUGAACACCGGCAGUGGACUCACAUACAACUUAUCGGCAUCUCCGAGAAAGCGCUCAAGAGAAUCUAUGAAUCAGUUAUAUGCUACAUCUAAUUUCGGAGAACCCCAGAAAAAUAGUGGCAUUUCUCAGUUUCCAUCUUUUGUCGGUCAAGAAACUUUGCCUCAAAUCCAGCAAUACCAGUUGGAGAUGGAUAGCAUUAUUUCCCAACAUACAAAAAAGAUGAAAUUGGAAGUGGAAGAUAAGCAAAAGCAACAAGCGAGAUUGUUGUUGUCGGCAUUAGAAGAAAGUGUGAUGAAUAAAUUAAAGGAAAAGGAGGAUCAGUUACAGAGAAUUGGGAAAACGAAUUUGUUUCUUCAAGAAAGAGUGAAGAGUCUUUUUAUGGAAAACCAAUUAUGGCGUAACUUGGCUCAAACAAAUGAGGCCACGGCCAACUCACUACGUACAAACCUCGAACAAGUAUUGGCCCACGUUAGUGACAAGCGUCUCUCCUGCGGUGCCGCUGUCUGUGGAGGGGCAGUGGAGGAGGAUGUUGAGUCGUGCUGCGGCAGCAGUGAUUGUAGGGAAGGAGUAGAAGGACGGCGAGAGGUGGCGGAACACGGUGGCAGGAUUUGCAGGAGGUGUGGGGAGAGAGAAUCAUGCGUGUUGUUGCUGCCAUGUAGGCAUCUUUGCCUCUGCAACAUUUGUGGGAGUGGGACCACUCAUGUCCAAAUUUGCCCCGUAUGUAAAUCUGACAUGACUGCCACUUUGCACGUUAACACGUCUUUUUAA
Molecule: messenger RNA, 966 nt
Organism: Fraxinus pennsylvanica
Lineage: Eukaryota; Viridiplantae; Streptophyta; Magnoliopsida; Lamiales; Oleaceae
Source: the annotation of a GenBank genome assembly